Molecule: messenger RNA, 1068 nt
Organism: Puma concolor (puma)
Lineage: Eukaryota; Metazoa; Chordata; Mammalia; Carnivora; Felidae
Source: RefSeq, a predicted model, not a curated record
AUGGAAGAUCUAGACGAAACAUUAUUUGAAGAAUUUGAGAACUACUCCUAUACCCUGGAAUAUUACUCCUCAGAGUCUGAUUUGGAGGAGAAAGCCCACCUGGGAGUUGUUCACUGGAUCUCCCUGGUGUUAUACUGUGUAGCAUUCAUUUUGGGUAUUCCAGGAAAUGCCACUGUCAUUUGGUUCACGGGGUUCAAGUGGAAGAAGACAGUCACCGCUCUCUGGUUCCUCAAUCUGGCUAUUGCGGAUUUCAUUUUUCUUCUCUUCCUACCUCUGUACAUCUCCUACGUGGCCAUGAAUUUCCACUGGCCCUUUGGCAUCUUGUUGUGCAAGGCCAAUUCCUUCAUUGCCCAGCUGAACAUGUUUGCUAGUGUUUUUUUCCUGACGGUGAUUAGUCUGGACCGCUAUAUCCACUUGGUCCAUCCUGUCGUAUCUCAUCGGCACCGAACCCUAAAGAACUCCCUGAUAGUUAUUACAUUCGUUUGGUUUUUGGCUUCUCUAAUGGGUGGUCCUGCCCUAUACUUCCGGGACACUCUGGAGUUCAAUAACCACACUCUCUGCUAUAACAAUUUCCACGAGUAUGAUCCUGACCUUACUUUCGUGAGGCACCAUGUUCUGACCUGGGUGAAAUUUAUUGUUGGGUACCUCUUCCCCUUGCUAGCAAUGAGCAUUUGCUACCUGUGUCUCAUAUUCAAGGUGAAGAAGCGAAGCAUCCUGGUCUCCAGUAAGCAUUUCUGGACCAUCCUCGCUGUGGUCAUGGCCUUUUUGAUUUGUUGGACUCCUUAUCACCUGUUUAGCAUUUGGGAGCUUACAAUCCACCACAGUAGCUAUUUCCACCAUGUGCUUCAGGCCGGCAUCCCCCUCUCCACUGGCUUGGCAUUCCUCAAUAGUUGUUUGAACCCCAUCCUCUACGUCCUAAUUAGUAAGAAGUUCCAAACACGCUUUCGGGCCUCGGUUGCUGAGAUACUAAAGCACACGCUGUGGGAAGUCAGCUGUUCUGGCACGGUGAGCGAACAGCUCAGGAACUCUGAGACCAAGAACCUGUGUCUCCUGGAAACAGCUCAGUGA